AUGGCGGCUAAACAAGUUGCUCAGACAGUGAGUAAAACAGUGUUCAAACCGCUUCUUUCAACGAGCCAUGUUGAAGCGAGACGCAGAGUGAUGAACCUUUAUCGAGCUUGGUGGAGAGAGGUAUUAAUUAGCGUGUUAUUGACUUCUCUGGAAUAUUUUUAGGGCCAUAAACCAGUGAUAAACAAAGGUGUGCCAGUAAUAUAAGGGGCCAAACGGGUAUGUGAUUUUACUUAGAGCCUUACACUAUUUGAGGGCUGGUAAAGUGGAUUAGAUGAUUUACAUGCGUAAGGGGGAAUAUUGGAAUAAAAUUUAAAAGGGUUUAAUGGGAACUGACCUGAUCACAAAAGCUUUACAGGUCAAAUCAGGACGUAACAAAUCGAUCGAAAUCGAUCAUCGAAAACGUAGUCGUUAAUUAAGUCGAUAGUACUCGGUAUUUUUCGAUACUUUUCGUUCGAUAAGAUUAAUUAGUCAAUAAAAGUCGACAAUCACAAGAUUUUCAACUGAUUAUCAAACCUAUAGACAGAAAGUGAGUUACAAUUGGUUGUGAAGUAAGCCGAAGCAGUAAUAUAUAGAUUUAGCCAGGGCUAAAAGCGAAGCUCCCGUUAAUAAAUUCAUAAUUUAAAUCAAACAAUAAACUUGUAAUCCACAGAUCAGUGCACAUUCAUGUGACUUUUGAGGCAAAGGCUAAGUGAUUUUAGAGAAAAAUAAUUUGACAGUCCAAGAGUGAAACAAAUUUAAUUUUACAUCAAGUUAAUAGUCUUAUUUGUACAUCCAAAAAAAGCAAUCAUGUUCGAUCACAGUAGAUUAGGCCUGGAAAACAAAUAGACCUAUUCGUGUAUUAUAUUUGCAUUAGCUGUUGCAUCAUAAUGUGGCAUUCACUGCUCUCCAACAAUGCUCCGUUAGAGAGACUAUGCAUGGACAACCGCGAAAUAUAAUUUUAAGAAACACUCGCAACGAUAGUCCUUGGUGGCAGCCAAUUUACACGUUGCAUUCCUCUGUCUAAAAGAGAGGUCAAAAUAAAAAAUCAGGCCAGAUUUUUUGUGUUCGACAAGUUUAGUUUACUAGUAAAUCUUGGCGACGAAUCUGGUGGCGUGUAAACCAGCCUUUUAAACAUACUUUUCCUCACCACAUCUCAGGUAAACAGUACUAUGAGGCCCUUUUUUUUAUCAUACAGACCUCGGACAGAAUUUGUUCUUUUUGCUCUAUGAAACCUAUAAUUUUGCAGUUUUGCACAGUUUUGCAAGAGAAUUUGCACUCAUUCAAUAUCCACGACGAUCAAAGCAUGCUCUUCCUUUGCACAACAAAUUAUAGCAUUGAAUUAUAAAACAUAUUCAUGAAGAGAAUUCUAUAAUGCCGGGACUUUUCAGUUAGAAAAAUCUGGUCCUAUGUGAUAUGCAGGGUAAUAAUUAGGGGCUUUUAAUGAAAACGAUAAAAAAAAUUCCCAAAAUCACUUUUCGGCCAGCCGAACAGGUUCUCACUUUUGACAGGCACCGAAUUUGCAGUGUGAUUAAUAGAGUUACCAUUUACGCUUUAACAUGAUAGAGAAAUUGUUAUGUUUAGGUUUUAUUUCUGCAUGCGAUGUUUAUGUUCGCCUGGAAACAACCGGUGCAGCGAUAAAAAUUGCAUGAGGGACUACUAACAAUCAAUAAAAUAAAUAUAAUUCGGUGAAACAUGUGCAGAGACAAUAAUUUUCAUUCACGAAGAGAAGUAUUGAGAGUAAAGUGUCUCUGAAAAUCAUGAGUCAGGUAAGCAUAAGCUUAUUUACGUUUUAAGCCGGCUUCCCAGUGUUUGCUCUUUUUCAAGAUGAACUCGAGGCAAGAAAAUCGCUCAGAGUCUUCUGUUUACAGCCAAAAUCAUAAGUAAAUAAUCUUCGGAAACUUUUCUUUGAAUUUGUGGUCAAAAACUGUCUGAAGGCUUUUUAAACCUAAUACUGUUGUAGGUUUAAUCAUAACUAUAACAAAAUUGUCAAAUCUGAUUGGCAAUCAACUGCCCGGGCCCUGAUUUCAGCCUUAAUUGGACAGUACGCGUCAUGCCUGAGUAAUUGGACAGUACGCCCCAUCACGUGCGUGCUUAAAUGGCUUUUUUUUUUUUCACUGCUAGCAGAACAAAAUUUCGAAUUUCUUGUGUUUUGAUUUAAAAAAUAGCCUAUUAUAUUACAAAUUUUGUUAAAGUUAUGAUUAAUUGGUAACAGAACUUCGUCUCGUCCAAUUCGGUCUGUAAUCAUACUCAUGAUUAAACAAAUCGGACUCCCGCUAUGCGGUCGUCCGAUUUUGUUAAUCACUCGUAUGAUUACAGACCGAAUUGGACUCCACUCAGUCCUGUUACCAUUACAUAUCAUUGCUCGUGCAGCUCGUGUGUAAACUUAAGCCACAUAAACUAUACGCUCGACUUCAGGAAACCGAAAAAAUAAACACAUCAAAGACAACAAUUGCUCAGGCUUACCAGUCGAGAUGCUGCUUCUGAAGGUCAUCAAGUGUUCCAGAAUUGCUUGAGACUUUUCAACCCUCUUACACCUCAAACAAGGGCAAGUGAGCAAGCUCGUUUUUGAAGAUGAUGCCAUCCGAAAUCGGAUUUCCAAUGACUUUGACAAGCGGUGCAUUUGUCAACAAAAUGCGCAAUAAACAAACCAGCCAUGAAUUACAGAACAAUCUUGAAAACAGCUGUAUUUCAUUUUGUACACCAAGUAGAAAAAGAGAGUUUAAAGCAUCACAAGAUGACACAAAACUCUGUCAGCUCCAGCUCCAGUGAGCAAGUUUCCAGACGCUGCAUAAAUUUUCCACAUGAACUUACCUGUCAAAUUUUGACCAAUCAGAACAUAAAAAUUGGACGUAAAGCGUGAUCAACGCGUGACAGUGAGAAAAGUCAAAAGUGAUUGCUCUCCCUGCAUGUAAAUGUAAAAGCCAGUUGAAUGUUCGUGUCCGAGGUCAGUUCGAAAUAACAUUUUAAAAAUGCGCCUCAUGAACACGACUUAUUUCAUAUGCAUUUUUAAAAAAAUUUAACUUGAGCAUGCGAUCAUUUGAAAAGUACUAACUUGUCAGCGGAUGCCUUUAAUAAAACACUCGAACUCAGUGGGUCGAUACCUGAGCCCGCGAUACGGUCAGGCGAUACUGGUCAGCAGAAACACUAUUUUGACAACUGUCAAUUAAUCAAAGCAUGGAUGUUCAGGUUUUGGGCUCCUAAACUAGUUAGAAAGUCUGAGAUUAAACAUUGGUAGGCCUGUGGUGCCUGUGCCGAAUUUUCUAGGAUGGUUAGAUUUUCUAUGCUGUGGUGCUUCGAAUUGAGCCUGUGAUCAAAUAAAAUAAUUAUCAGCGCAAAACUUUAAACACUAAAUUAACCUCAAUGGAUAAAAAAUGAGCCCGCAAUACACUCAGGUGAUGAUGGUCAGCGUAUACUCUAGUUUCACAACUGUCAAUUAACCUUCAUUAGAAUGGAGAAUAUUCGAAUUAACAGACUUCGAGUGUGAGUAAGACAUAUCCGUCCGGUGUGUAGUAGAAAAUGCCAGAUCGUGUACCCUGACCUGAGCCCACGUUAUUAUUAUUACGUUAUCACGUCCUUUGAUAGUGGUCUGCACAUGUCCCAUUUUGACAGCUGUCAAUUGACCAUAAUUUGGCUUGCCAAUGUAACUUUAAACGACUGUCAGCUAGCUGACAGCCUUGCCCGGCGUAGUUUCGUUUUUAUGUUGAAUUGAUGAGUGUGACAUAUUACAUCAGCUUAUAUGUAGGGGCAAAAUGACUGGUCUUUCAUCUGAGCCCGCGAGAUGGUCAUGUGAUAAUUGUCAGCGGAUUUUGAUUUUGACAUCUGUCAAUCUAAUUGUACUCAUACGGAUGGUUUACAUGACUAAGAGGCUAGUCAAGUUGUGACAUUUGACAUCGGCUUACAUGAAUUGUGUGUACUGGUGGGCGGGUGGGCGUAUGGUAUGUCAUAACCAAAUUUUCUCGGAUGGAUAGUUUACCAAAUUUUCUUACCCAUGGUGCUCCACUGCGCGUGCGCAAAGCUCGCGCGAGAGCUCCGCUAUUAAGUUAAUAUAGCUCAAAGGGUAUUUUUUUUUACAUAAAUAUCCUUCCAACCCCCAUUUUGAGCUACAGCUGGUGUGUUGCAGACAGUGGGUGUCGUGUAGCCUCUAAAGUUUUAAUGAAAAGUGACCUUCUAUCACAGCUGGCCCAAAAUCAUGUUACCAGGAAAGCCGUGAAAGUUGAUGUAGAAUGUGACCAUUGAGUGAGUUGGUUUUGCAUUGGUGAACCAGCUCCAUGUCAUGUGUAGAAGCUAGGAUCCUUGUCUUCUCCAACACCUACCAGUAAUUGUAAUUAGCUUUGUCUUAGAAAACAAUAGUAAUAAUUAAAAAAAAGAGAGAGAAAAAAGAGUAGCUAAUAAAAAAAAAUGUUAACAUGGAUAAAUCAGGCUCAGUACACGUACAUUUAGGAAUCUGGUCCAUGAUAAAGGAUGAUUCAAGCUCAACAAAAUUAUUGUCUUCACGGUGGCCAAUUUAUCUUACAUGUAUCUCUCAUCUUCAUGGUAAACUGAUGUCAAAAUCAAGUGUACCAUACUGCAAAGGUGUUUUUAGGAUUAUCAAGUAUCAUUAUGUAAUUUACUUGGCUGAUUUAAAUUCCUAUUUGGCUGUUUUGUUCGUUUGUUUGUUUUGAUUAUAUUUUGAUUUAUUUUUUUUGGACACUAUCUGAAGUGAAAGGGUUCAAAUAAGAAUUAAUAACUGUUUGCUUUUUGUACAUGUAAGGUUCCACACACCAUCCAGGCAUAUGCCCUUGAAAUCACUUCAAAGAUUGGACGUGCAAAGGUGCGAGAAGAAUUUAUGAGGAAUGCUCAUGUUCGUGACAUUAGGGUUAUUGACAUGUUGGUUAUAAAGGUACGUUUUGCUGUACAGAACAUCAAUCUACAUGUAUUCUAGGUACUGUAACACAGAAGGCCUACAUGUAACAAUAACAUAAUAUCUAUACAUGCACCAAGUGGUUUAGCAGUACAAUGUACAUGUAGGUAAGGCUGUCACUACCAUUUCAAGUUGCGAGGUAAAUUCAACAAGCAGAUGGGUUAUUAAACAGCUAGGGAUUUCCUUUGGUUCUACAUGUAUCUACUUUUGUUGUCCUUCGAAAGUAGCCAGAGGUCUUGUUUAUUGUCGCAGGGGGAAAAGCCUGGCUCCCAGCUUUAAAUGAGGGGUCAAACCUGAUUAAACUCUGUCAGCUGUGCCAUUUGGCAAGUUUAUUUUUUGUCCCACGGAUUUGUCACUUCAAGAAAGUAAGGCAAAAAAAGGAAACCCGUAUAAAUUUUAAGAAAGGAGGCCUUUACAUAGCUGUCCAGCUAAUUCACCAGGGCCUUAUUACUACUCAAACAUACUAAGUUUAAAAACAUAGCAUCUAUUUGUAAUCAAAUAAUUAUUUGAAACUUAUAGAGAUAAUGUUUUCUUGCAUGCCUGCAUUCAGGUUGCAAAGUAAAGUAUCCCUUUUGUUAACAUAAACAGAAGGAAAAAAAAUGUCUGGACUGGACUGGACUGCAUGUGUUUUUCUUAAUUGUAGCAGGCUACAUGUACGUAUAACCAGCUUUGGUUAAUUUUGUUUCCGUUGUACUUUGUGACUGAAACACAUGGAGUAGGAUUUUCUUAUUACUUUUAGUUUAGAGUGCAAAAAGCUAAAUCAUUGGUAAUACGAAAAGCAGGCUGCAAAUACUAAAGAUCUUGUAUCAAAGGGGAAUUUGAUGUUUGAUCAGGGGUGUCUUACUUUUUAUCUCCUUACUCCACACAUUUCUACCCUUGCAGCUUACCUCAAGAACGUAAAAAAAAAAGAAUUAAAAAAUAGUAAUAAUGGCAUGAUCAUUUCUGGUUUUUGCGUGGAAUACAUUCACUUCAAAUGAAGGAUAACCUGAUAAAAGCCAAUCAUCUUUGCAGUACUUUUUGUUUAGGGUUUAGGGUUCAUUGCUGGAAACCUCAAACUUGACUAUUGUGAGUUCAAUUCCUGACUCACUGUGCAUAUUGAACUACAAUCACGCCUGUACUGCUCCCCUUAUGUUGACUAUGGAAUUUGUAUUCAAGAGAGUGUGGUCUGUAGGACGGCAACAUUUAAUGCCCUUCAAAACUAACAUUUAUGAUUUGUUGUUUAUUCUUGUGACAGGGUAAAAUGGAGCUUGAAGAAACUCACAACAUGUGGAAGCAGAAGACGCAUGUCAUGCGAUACUUCAAAGAAAGUGAAAAACCAAGAAAAACUGACUUCCUAGCCAAAUUUUAUGAUGGUUAUGAUUAAUUUGUGAUUCUAUCUUUCAUCUCAAGCCAAAAUUUAAUUCUUAAAUUAGUUCGUUAAGUGGUAAUUAAGAGUGAUUUCAGUUAAAUUUGUUUGUGUUUAACAGUUUCUAUAACACUGAAAGUGCUAAUUUUUUUGUAAAUAAAAUUCUGGUCUACAUGUGUUUCAAUGCCAUUGUUGGAAAAAAUCUCUUCUCUUCAAAAAGAGGAGGUG
Porites lobata is the source of this 6452-nucleotide messenger RNA. Lineage: Eukaryota; Metazoa; Cnidaria; Anthozoa; Scleractinia; Poritidae. The record is from the annotation of a GenBank genome assembly.